Messenger RNA from Zygosaccharomyces rouxii, 1230 nucleotides. RefSeq names its product Ymd8p (gene YMD8). Gene Ontology annotation, cellular component: cis-Golgi network; Golgi apparatus; endoplasmic reticulum-Golgi intermediate compartment. NCBI's taxonomy places the organism in Eukaryota, Fungi, Ascomycota, Saccharomycetes, Saccharomycetales, Saccharomycetaceae. Gene Ontology annotation, molecular function: antiporter activity. The transcript has a single exon. The record is from RefSeq and is a predicted model, not a curated record. Gene Ontology annotation, biological process: UDP-glucose transmembrane transport. The coding region runs from base 1 to 1230 and encodes 409 amino acids.
AUGAGACAACGCCUGGUGCUGUUCAUCUUGGGAUGGUAUUUGACCUCGAUAACGCUGUCACUGUAUAACAAAUGGAUGUUUGAUCCUCAUAAAGGUCUACAGGUCGUUUGUCCCAUAACUGUUACCUCAUUCCAUCAAUUUAUACUCUGGUUUCUUUCAUUCAUUUAUGUGAAAUAUCGUGGUUGGCGGAAGAAAGAUAAUGACCCGAACCCAUUGAUUCGUCAAAUUCCUCGGAUGGAUUGGAAAUUUUAUAUGAGAUAUCUGGUACCAACAGCUAUAGCGAGUGCAGGUGAUAUUGGAUUUGGAAAUGUUUCAUUCAAAUUUGUCACUUUGGCAAUCUACACAAUAAUUAAGAGUUCAAGCAUCGCCUUUGUACUUUUAUUUGGAUGUCUUUUCAAAUUAGAGCAAUUCCAUUGGAAAUUAGUGGUAAUCGUUGCCGUUAUGUUUUUUGGAGUCCUGAUGAUGGUUUACGAACCUAAUAAUGAAAAAGUGGAAGAAGAUCGAAUCCUAAUAUUAUUUGGAUCUUUGUUAGUGCUAAUGAGUUCUUGUUUAUCCGGAAUGAGGUGGGUAUUUACACAAUUAAUACUGAGAAAAUCACCGCAGGAGCCAGAGGUAGAACAGCGAGAACAAACAACCGAAGAAACCGUAGCGGUAACUACCAAGCGAGAAAAACCACACCCAGUUCAAACAAUUUAUCAAUUGGCCCCCAUAAUGGGUUUCACACUUUUUUUCACUGCAUUGAUUAUUGAAAGACCUUUCCCCAGUUUUUUAAAAUCCAACCUUUUCACACAGGACGGAAACCAUCAGUACACUUUUGGAUCUAUCACUAAGGGUAUUCUUCUUUUGACGUUCCCAGGAUUUGAAGUAUUCUUGAUGACAAUCUGCGAAUUCGGAAUUUUACAAACUGCUCAUGUGCUGACGCUCUCCGUAGCAGGUAUCAUCAAAGAACUACUCACAAUACUUUGUAGUGUCAUUUUCCUCAACGAAAGGUUAAGUGGAUUUCAUAACUGGGCAGGAAUGACUAUAGUCCUACUCGAUGUGGCCUACUACAAUUAUUUCAGAUACACACAGGAUGAAAAAUUGAAUGACCCUCAAAAAGAUCUAGAAAACCAUACCAUAGAUGAGCGUAAUGAUAGCGAUAGCGGGACUGUUUUAUUAUCCCAAUUAAAACAGCCGUCUCUCGAAUCAGUAUCUUACGAAUUGGCCCAUGUUAACAAUAACCCCAGCUAA